CCUGUUCGGGAGGGGUGAGUUCCCGACUACGAGCUUCAUUCACACAGAGCAUGGUGCUAUUAGUUGUGGGUGUAUGUGUGUCGGGCUGUGUCCGUGGAUUAGUAGAAAAAUACACGUGGGAACAUGUGUUCGUAAAGUCCCGGAUCACAUUCUCGCUGCGCGCGACUCUAGCGGGAUUACCGCUGCAGUAGCUUCACGAGCGAAGAAAAGGACUUCCGUCUGAAACUAGCUACACACAGGCCAUGGCACUGUGUGGAGUCAAAGGACCACGUUUCCUGGGACCCAAUGUGUACCCGGAGGCCCCUGAUGGAGGCUGGGGGUGGGUGGUGGCUGUAGCCUUCUUCUUGGUGGAGGUUUGCACCUACGGCAUCAUCAAGAGCUUUGGCAUCUUCCUCCAGGACCUGAUGGAAGAGUUUGGAGAGACUAACAACCGUGUGUCCUGGAUUGUUUCAAUCUGCGUGUUCGUCAUGACUUUUAAUGCUCCACUCUCUGCUGUUAUGACAAACCGCUUUGGGUUUCAGCUGGUUGUUAUGCUGGGAGGGUUACUUAUUUCCACUGGUACGAUUGCCACUAGCUUCACCAGCUCCAUCAAUCAAAUGUACAUCACUUAUGGAUUAAUUGCUGGCAUUGGCUACUGCCUGACCUUCCUUCCCACACUGACCAUGCUUUCCCAGUAUUUUAACCAGCGACGCUCCCUGGUCACUGGUGUGGCUUCAACUGGAGAGUCACUGUCAAUGUUUGCUCUGGCACCAGCCUUUUCUGCACUGAGGGACCGUAUUGGCUGGCGACGAACCAUGGCAGUGAUAGGAGCCAUGCAAAGCAUCCUCAUCAUCUGCGGUGCUCUUCUUCGUCCCAUUAUUAUCAAACCUAAAUCGACCUACAAAGGAGAGACUGAUGCCUCAUCCCCAAAAGAACUGGAAGCCCUCAGUGCACAGGAGAAGACAGAGGGUACAAACCCAGACGAUACCUCAAAUGCACAAAUGAACUCUUAUAGUCAGGAGAAUGAGCUGACGACAGGCUCUGUGAGCACCGGGGACUCUGGUGUCCAGUCAUUAAAAGACACAGAAGGCAGCAAUCCAGAGGAGAAGAUUUUACUGCAAAAAGAAGCAGCAGCAUCAGAAAACAGUGUAAGAGAGAGAGAAUUAGAAGAGGAAAACAGCAAAGAUGCAGAGAAAGAAGUGUCAGGAGAGGAAAAGAAACAAGGUGAAAAGUUAAUAACAAAGAAAACAAAACUUCUGGAUUUCUCCAUCCUUAAAGAGUGCAGUUUUAUUCUUUAUUCUCUGUUUGGAUUGUUCGUCACACUUGGCUUCUUCGCCCCUCAACUCUACAUCAUUGAGCUGAGUGUGAGCCGAGGAGUGGAGCGGGAACGAGCUGCCUAUAUGCUGUCAAUCAUGGCUGUGGCGGAAAUCUUUGGCCGAUUCUCCAUCGGGUGGAUCUUGUCGAGGAAUCAGCUUAGGACAAAGAAGCUGCUCGUGCUACUGGUGUGUGUUAUCUUAAUGGCUACAGAUCUGGUGGGAUUUACUUUGGUAACAGAGUUUUAUGGUCUGGCUGUGUGCUGCGCCGUGUACGGGUUCUUUAUGGGAACUCUGGCGUGCACACACAUCCCCAUGCUGGCCGAGGAUGAUGUGGUGGGCAUAGAGAGGAUGUCUUCAGCUGCUGGAGUUUAUGUGUUUAUACAAAGCUUUGCUGGGCUGGCUGGACCCCCACUUGGAGGUGUGCUGGUGGACGUGACUCAAAACUACGGAUCAGCCUUCUACUCCUGUGCUGCCGGCAUAGCUAUAAGCGCCGUGUUCCUUGGUUUGGUUAGACCUGCUAAAAGAGGAUUACUCUGCAGGAGGAGAAACUCCAAACAGUCUGAUAUCAAACAAGAAACAAAAAAGGACUCAGAGGAGAAGGGUGCUGCACGGAAACCCGACAAAAGAACUGACAGUGCCGAGGACUGCACUGAAAUAGACAACAUCUCCAUGCAUGACCAGGAGGAGGCGACAAAAGAUGACCAGGAGGUUAUAAGCUUUGCUUGAGAUCAUACUGUUGUUGAAUGGGUUUGAAGGAGCAAGCCACUCAUCAGUGGAAGGAAAAAAAAAACUUUUGGCAAGUGCUGAAGUGGCAUCAAUACAAAGAAAAGACCAAUAUAAAUGUUACAACUGUAAUGCAGAGCAAAACUGGCAAUCUUUAGGUCACAAUUUGUACUAAACAGUGUUUUUCUAGAGGUGUUCCUGUUAUUAAUUUAAUUUUCUUUGAGUACUUUUUAUAUAGUCUAGCAUUCAGGGACAAUAGUGUGAGAUAUAGCUGUGUAAGGGUGAUAAUGGACCACAAUUGAUCCAGUGUUUUUUGACAACUUUAGCUAUUACAUUUUACAACACUGAU
Molecule: messenger RNA, 2367 nt
Organism: Cheilinus undulatus (humphead wrasse)
Lineage: Eukaryota; Metazoa; Chordata; Actinopteri; Labriformes; Labridae
Product: monocarboxylate transporter 7-like
Exons: 6
Coding region: 243-2021 (592 amino acids)
Biological process (GO): transmembrane transport; monocarboxylic acid transport
Molecular function (GO): monocarboxylic acid transmembrane transporter activity
Source: RefSeq, a predicted model, not a curated record